UGGUGGGUGGAGAGCUAACGAAUUCCUCGUGCAGACUGUACAUAGUUCAGUCAGUUCGUCUUGAGUGGUUUGUGUUCUCGUGCUACUAAUUGGAAAUGGUUAUUAAGAGUAAUUCUCCUACCGGCUACUACGUUCAACAGCGUCCAUGGACUCCUACUAAACGACGUGGACCAAUAGCAGCGGAACAUAAAGGUCCUGGCCCGGCCUCAAUUUCAUUGCCAUCUACGUUUGGUCCAACUAGCAAAGAUGCAAGUCAUUCCAAAUCUCCAUCAUACACGUUUGGAGUGAAGGUUGAAGAAAAGAGAAAGGAUUACACUCCGGGUCCAGGAACUUACGAAAUUUCUGGAAUUUCUGAGAAAGGAAAGGAAACGGUGCCCGCACCUUCAAUAUCUGGAAGAAUGAAGGAGCCCGAAAAAUUUAAAACUCCUGCCCCUGGUGCUUACACUCCAGAAAAUUGCGAUAAAACAGUUCUAAAUGGUUCUCCCAGUUUUUCGUUCGGAGCGAAAUUAAAGGAACACAAAAAAGAUAAUUUUCCUGGUAAGUUGAAUGUGCCUGGCCCCGGAGCUUUCUCCCCUGAAAAGGUGUGGAUGAACAAACAGAAUUCACCACGUCAUAGUUUUGGAAUCAAACAUAGCCAAUAUGUCGCCACAUUUACCAGUUCUUCCUAAGGGAAGGUGUGCGUUGUCUCCCAGCAAACUCCGGCCUACAGCUUUGGAAUUCGUCAUUCUCCCUAUGCAUCCUAAGUCAGAUGCUUGUGAUCUUAAUUCCACGAAGCGACUAGUCGCUUCAGAUAUUUCCACCUUAGUGUUUUCAGGAAUACUAAAUCUUUAUUUUUUUAAUAAAUGCUUUAAAUUGAAUUUAAAUAGUGCCCUUUUCUUUGGGAUUGAUAAUAAUAAGAGCUACUUAUUAUAGAAAUGUGAGUAAUCGAUUUAUUGAUCUAUAUUGGUUUUAACGAAAGCAAUCUGCAUUGUAUCAUACGACGUGUAUUUUGAAAUAUAUUCAAGAUGACACAAUGUAACACCUUCCCACAAUUUCAAGCAAAACGUUGUCAAAAAAACAAUUUUUUUUGUUUCUUUACAUGAAUAAUCAAGUGUCUUUUAUCCUGUAAAAGUAAAUAUUAGAAAACAAAAUCAUGGUUUAUACGCGCAAAUAAGUAUACAUAUAUUUAUUAAAACAGUUUAAAACGUAAAAGAAUUAGUGAAUUUUGUCUUAACAUUGUUAUCUAUUGAUUAUAAUAUCUAAAAUCGAGGUAAGAUGAAUAUUAACAUAAAAUAUUGAUGGAAACUUCUUCUACUAAACCGUUGGUAGGCAAACAUUACCUUAAACAGACUAGAUAAUAAUAAAUAUUAUUAUUUCAUUACCUUAAACAGACUAGAUAAUAAUAAAUAUUAUUAUUUCAUUACCUUAAACAGACUAGAUAAUAAUAUAU
This is a messenger RNA of Limulus polyphemus (Atlantic horseshoe crab), 1429 nucleotides long. RefSeq names its product outer dense fiber protein 3-B-like. Bases 96 to 668 code for a protein of 190 amino acids. Gene Ontology annotation, cellular component: cytoskeleton. The record is from RefSeq and is a predicted model, not a curated record. The transcript has 7 exons. NCBI's taxonomy places the organism in Eukaryota, Metazoa, Arthropoda, Merostomata, Xiphosura, Limulidae.